AUGGUUUUUUUAGUGGGUCUGAUGGUUCAGUCGACUAGUCCCGUUGCGAGUUUAUUUAUCAGCCUACAUCAUAAUGUCAGUGGAGUUGAACCGACUAGGGAUGUGCCGAAGGGUGAACCAUUCUUAUAUGAAGCUGGGUGGAAAGAUGCAUGUGCUGUUUUCUUCUACUCACUUGUAUGCAUUGUUAUGCAUGCUAUCUUACAAGAGUACUUUUUAGAUAAAAUAUCAAAGAAGUUCCAUCUGUCUAAAUCAAGAUUGAGUGCACUCAAUGAGUCUGGCCAAUUAGUUGUUUUUCACCUUGUGACGCUUCUGUGGGGAGGAGAUGCUAUUCUACGUGAAGGAUUCAUAUUCAAUAUUUCACGUCUCUGGGAUGGUUACCCCAUUCAUCCGAUGAGCUUCUUGUUGAAGUUAUGGUGGAUAGUACAAGCUGCCUACUGGUUACAUACCAUUCCCGAACUGUAUUUCCAAAGAAUUAAGAAAGAUGAAUGGGCCGCCCGUAUCCGACAUGCUGCUGCUGCUUUUGCAUUUGUUGCAAUCGCAUAUGGAUUCAAGUUCCAACGUGUAGGUGUUUGCCUUAUGGUCCUGCAUUCUUUGGCUGAAUUCAUAGCUCAUUGUUACCGCCUAAACACCAUCUUAAGAGGCGAACGUGAGGAUUACCUAGAUAAAUUUUUGAGCCUUGUCAAUGGAGCUGUGUUUGUGACUGUCCGGUUAUGCUCAUUAGUGCUUGGUGUACUCACUUUCUACUAUGGAAUGGCUGGAGCUGCCUUAGUGAUACUUCGUGUUGCCGCACUCUCUGUAUUGGUCUCUUUUCAGGUCUUUUUAAUGUUUAACUUCAUCACGGAAGCCAUUAAGCAAAGACAAGAAGCUCGUCAGCUAGCUUUAAACAAGCCCAAAAAAGAAAAGAAGGAGAAACCUAAAAAGGAAAAAGUUAAAAAAAUCCCCGUUGAUGAUUCCGACUUGCCAGAAGUUGAUCAAAAUACAAACAAGGCCCUGCGACAGCGACAAGCAGCAGUUAAGGCAAAG
Messenger RNA from Iphiclides podalirius (scarce swallowtail), 1023 nucleotides. Lineage: Eukaryota; Metazoa; Arthropoda; Insecta; Lepidoptera; Papilionidae. The record is from the annotation of a GenBank genome assembly.